AUGGACGUUUGUGACUAUAUCGAGUUCGGUCUCCCCGGAUCCGUGCUGUACCGGGGCUUUCUCCUGUCGGACCCUCCCGCUUCCGCUACCUCCACCGCACCUGGUGUUGUUACCGCGUCCAACAAGUCGCAGUCUUCGCCUUCACCUUCGCCUUAUUCGAUUAUUCAGUCUGGGCAAGAUCAAGAGGACACCACGAUCAUCCACCCGAUCUCCACGUGGUAUGACGUUCCGAUUCGCCCUGCUAACUCAGGUUUGUCGCACGGCGGCGGCGGCCUGGAUGGGCUUAUGGCGGGCGACUGCGUUUCCAUGGUGUGCUGCACGCCGCGUAACUCGUGGGUGCAAAUCGGGGCGGCUUGCAACGAGGUGUGUCACCCUCUGCGCGUUCGCCAGGUGGACGGUUUGCCCUCUCAUUACAGUCACAAUCUCGAUUGGAACCUCGGGAUCAUCCCGCAGACGUGCUCGUGCCGCCAAGGCGACAACGGAGUUCCCCAGUCUGGAUCUGGCGACAAGGCAUGCGACGCGGCGACAUGCGCGACCAUGUGCGACAAUGCAUGCGAGAGGGGGAGCGACCAACACGCGCCGUUGGAGGUGAUCGAAAUCGGAAGCGGGGAGGCUCGAGUGGGGCAGGUGUAUCUGGUGAAGCCGCUGCUCGCUUUCCUCGUCGUCAGCCCCGAUCUCAAGUCGUCCUGGAAGAUCGUGGCCGUCGAUUCUUCGGAUCCGAUGGCUGAGACGUUGCUGGAUUCGCGAAGUGGUUACCCGACCCUUUACUACCCCACCCCCCCACCCCACAACCCUCGUCCAGUCGAUCUGCCCAGCACCAUCGCGGGUCUCGAUCCGCCCAGCACCAUCGCGGGUCGUGAGAAGCCAGCGCCCUUGCAUCGCACCAUCGCCGCCAUCAGCGCCGCCCAUGCCGCCUGGACGCACUGCCGCCGCUACAGCAGCAGCAGCGCCAGCAGCACCAACACUACGAGCAGCAGCAUUCCCAGGGACGGAGUUUCACUAAAGGAUCUGAGGCAGCUCGCAGAGCAAACGGCCUCUGCUGCUCUCACCAACGCCAUCUCUGAAUUCGCCCGCGUGCCCUUCGCCCAACCUGCCUCCUUGCCUGUCGCCACUGCAGAUGGUGCUUCUGUUGCCGAACCUGUGGGCCAGCAGGUUCGGAAGCAACGCCUGUUCCGAAGGUCAGGCUCGGAGCCAGGCUGGUGUGGCAUGCGGAAGAAGGAGAUUUCAUUUAGAAUUGACGAGCGAGCGGAUGAUUCAAGUGAGACUGAUGGUGGGGGUGGGGAUUGGGGGAGAGGAGACGAAGAAGGAUGGCAAGUGUAUGAUGAUGUGGAACAACAGCAGAAGCAGCAGCAGGCGCAGAAGCAGGGAGGGUUGGCGCGUAUGAAAGUGCGGUGGCAGCAGCAGUGGCAACAGCAGCAGCAGCAGCAGCAGCAGCAGCAACAGCAGCAGCAGCAGAAGCAGCAGCAGCAGCAGAAGCAGCAGCAGCAGCAGCAGCAGCAGCAGCAGCAGCAGCAGCAGCAGCAGCAGCAGCAGCAGCAGCAGCAGCAGCAGCAGCAGCAGCAGCAGCAGCAGGAGAAGCAUCCGCAGCAGAAGGGGAAGCAGCAACAGCAGGAGGGGAAGCAGCAGCAGCAGGAGCAGCUGGAGGAGCAGGGGAAACAGACACAGCAGCAGGUGAAGCUGCAGCAGGAGGGCAGGAAGUUGACGAGGCACUGGCGAUCCUCCUCGUCUUGUGCUCUUGAGAUCCCUACAGGAAUGCUGCUAGACUCUCCCUCACCCUUGCAUCGUUCCUCCUCUUCCCUCCUCCGCCAACCCCGCACCUUGACCCGCUCCACCUCUGCUUUCCUGCGCCAACCCCUCACGCCCUCCCCCUUGCCGCGUCCCCCUUUGCCGCCUCUCACCCCUCGCCCCCCCCCGCAUGCCUUCUCUGCCACCUCCUCCUCCUCCUCCUCCCACAGGCAAGCGGCCUCAAGAUCUGUGUUUUGCCACCUUGUUGAAUCUGAUCAAGUGGUGGAUCAAGGGGUGGGUGAAGCGCCCAAGGCGGGUCAAGUAGACAUUCAGAGAAGCAGACACGGCCGAUCACGCAGCAGCAUCAGCUUCAGCUUCAGUGGGACCAACAGCAACGUUGGGUGUUGUGGUAGUGAGACUCCCAAUGCAAUCCGCAGCAGCAGUAGCAGCAGCAGCAGCAGCAGCAGCGUCAGCAUCACCAACAACAGCUGGCAGUUGGGUCGAUCGGCUUCUCUUCACGUCCUCAUCCCGCCUCCUCUCAUGGACGCCCCAUCCUCAACCCCUCCCCAGGCAAUUCCUUCCUCUUCUCCCAAUUCCGCCUACCCUCCCUUGAAACCUCCUCCUGGUAUGGCCUCUCCGUCGCUCUCUUCCCUACCCUCUCCCGUACCCUCUCCCAUGCCCACUGAUAGAGGAGGGAUGUACGACUUUCGGCGGUCAAUCUCCGCUCAGACCGAACGGGAGUCCCAAAAACCACCUGCCAGGGCUGGGAGGCUGGAAAGGUCUGGCAAGUCAGGGGGGCUGGGCGCAGAUCUGCUGUCUGACACACCGAAAGAGCGUGCCGGUCUGCCCAAGACGCCGAGGGCAGGAACCGAUCUUCCUGGAACCUCCAAGGGACGCAGCGGGCUGCCGAAAACGCCGAGAACGUCGAGAACGGCGGAAGGGGAUAGCGCCUUUCGUAAGUCGCCAACAGCAAGGAGCGAGCAGCCCAAGACCCCUGAAGCAGGCAAUGAGGUGCCCAAAACCCUUCCCAGAGCACGAACUGAGCUGGGGCUGAUGGCCCCAAGGGGGCAAAGGGAGCUGUUCAAGACCGCCAAAGCUGCCGUUGGUGCUGGUGGUGGUAGUGGUGCUGUUGGUGGCACUGCUGGUGCUGCCGGUGCUGCUGGUGGCGCUGCUGGUGCUGCUGCUGGUGCUAGUGGUGCUGUUACUGCUUCAAGUCCACGGGACGCAAUGGAUGAAGCUGCUGACGGCAGCAAUGCGUCAUCAACGCUGACAGCGGGUGGCGGCGGCGGUGGUGGUGGUGGUGGUGGUGGUGAGAGAAGCGGCAGGAAGAGCAGGAUGAUGAAGGCAGUGCUGAAGCUGUUUGGGAAGAGCCGGGGGAAAGGCCAGAGCCAGAGCCAGAGGCAGAGUGAGAGGCAGAGCCAGGGCGAGAACAAGAACAGCACGCAGGGAGCACCUGCAGAUGCUCCAGCUAGCCAGAUCACCCCUUCACUGAAUUCCCGUUCCCUUAAGGGGCUGGAUGUUGCUGGGUCUGCUUUUGGGGGCUCGUUUUGCUCUCUGGCUGCUGCCGCUGUUGUUGAUGCUGCUGGUGGUGCUGCUUCUGGUGCUGCUUCUGGUGCUGGUGCUGGUGCUGGUGCUGGUGCUGUUGUUGAUGCUGCUGGUGGUGCUGCUUCUGGUGCUGGUGCUGGUGCUGGUGCUGGUGCUGGUGCUGGUGCUGGUGCUGCUUCUGGUGCUGGUGCUGGUGCUGGUGCUGGUGCUGGUGCUGGUGCUGGUGCUGCUUCUGGUGCUGGUGAUGAUGCUGAAUCUGUUGGUGACCUUGACGCUGAUGCAGGAGAGACACUCUUCGACCUCCCAUACUCAUCCAAUGGUCACCACCAUGACGAGUUUUACGCUGACUUCACGAUGCCUCUUUCCGAAAGCCCCACAUCUCUUUACGGCAACACUAACAGCAGCACGGACGUGUUGACUCGCUUCAAGCGUGCUCUCUCUGACAAGACCGAGCGACCCCUGCCUCUUUUUGAGGACGUUCUUUAUCCGGGCAGCAGUCCACGCCUUCCUGACAGCAGCACUGAUGUGUUGGCCCGCUUCAAACGCGCUCUCUCUGACAACACUGAGCGGCCCCGGCACGACUCCCCACAGCACAGCCCAUACGCUGCUGCUGCGGCAUCUGGAGGUGGGGGAGGAGGAGGAGUAGCAGGAGGGGGAGGAGCUUUUGGGCUCUCUCCCACGUCCGUCCCACGCCCCGUCUCUCGCUGGCACAGGAGGAGCCGGUCUCUCACAAUGCUGCAGCGAGCCUACGGUUCGGCCAGUGAGUUCCUGGGCUCGAGUGAUCUGGAUCUGCUCCUGCUGCAAGAAGCACCUGAAUCAGAUGAGUCACAGGAAUUUCAGGGGUUGCAGGCAUUGCAGGGAGCAGCGGCAGCACGGGAAGGACAGGAGGCUCAACCGCAAGCUGCACCUGCAGCAGCAGCAGCAGCAGCAGUAGGAAAAGCAGAAGCAGUAGCAGCAGUAGCUGCAGCAGAAGCAGCAGCAGAAGAAGAAGAUGCAGAAGGGGAGGGAGGGAAGGAGGAGCAGGAGUCACUUGAGUCUCGGUUGAGGCGGUGGCAUGAGAGCAUGGGUGCCUCAUCUUCCUUCUCCCCCUCACAUCCUCCCCCCAGAGGGCUCUUUGUGCCCGGCCUGCCCCACUGGACCAAGCGGUCGCUCCCUCGCUCGCUGCGCAUCUCCCGCUCGCUGCUCUCCUUUCAAGAGCGAGCGCUGCUGGAGCACCGUCAAGAGACCGCCCUCCUGCAGGGCAUGGCUGGCAGAUUAGAUGGGAAAAACGAUGGCGAGAAGGACGGUGAAAACGAUCCGUGGAGUGUGAGGAAUGGGGAGAGUGACGAAGCGAUUGGCGAGGGGAGCAAGGAGGAGAGGAACAAGAGGAGAGCGAGGAGGUGUGCUCGAGCCAACAGCGACGGAGGUGUGGGCUCCCUGCUGUCAGCAGCAGCAGCAGCAGUAGCAGCACCGGUGUCCCCUGGCGAGUCGAUUCGAGCGGCCGUGACGGUUUACUCGGCUUCCAGGGAGUUCUGGCGCCCCCCCUCCACCCCCAAGCCUGUGAAGCAAGCCAAGGUGUGCCUCCCCAUGUACUCCCCCCCUGUGCCGCCCAUCGGCCUCGAGAAGCUGAUGGAGGGCGGGACUGGGGCAGGUGGGACUGGUGGGUUUGCUGGAUUUGGUGGGGGAGGGGGGUGGGGGUUUGGUGCAGGCUGGUGGGGUGCGGUAGAGGGAGCAGGGGAAGAAAGGAAGGAGGGGACAGGAGAGGCUGGGUGGCUGGGGUUUGAAGGGUUGGUGGAUGCGGCACGGGGGAUGAUGUGGAGGGGAGGAGAUGAAGGUGGGGAGGGGGCAAAGGAGGAGGAGAAAGAGGGGAGUUUACGUGCAGCUACAGGGAAGGAGGGUAUUGGGUACCAGGAAGGAGGGAGAGAGGCCGUGGAAGGAGAAGAGAAGGGUUUGACUGUAGAAAAGGAGGGAAAAUGUUUUGAGAAAGGAGAUGAGGAGGGAGAUACAGGGGGGAUUGCAGGAGAGGAAGGAACAAAGGGAGGUGGGUGA
Molecule: messenger RNA, 5298 nt
Organism: Closterium sp. Naga37s-1
Lineage: Eukaryota; Viridiplantae; Streptophyta; Zygnematophyceae; Desmidiales; Closteriaceae
Source: the annotation of a GenBank genome assembly